UGAAAACAACUUCAAUACAAUAGCUAAAUAUCGCUAACAAAUUAAAAACUACAAUGUCAUCGAUAUUUAUGCCGAUAGUGUUGCAGCUGUUUGCAGCAGUAUUUACAAAAUUUAGUGUGGCAUGCGAAAUGGAAGCUGAGGAAUGCAUCUUCUGCAAUAUUGCAAAUGGCAAAACUGACACAGUUUUGGAAAUGGAAUCGGAUGAUUUUGCCAUAUUCAAAGACAUAAAACCAGCAGCGCAACACCAUUACCUAAUUGUGCCAAAGGAACAUUACGAUAGUCUAAAAACGCUCAACGAAUCACACAUAAAAAUGGUGAGCCUCAUGGAGGAACAUUUGAAAAACUUCUUCGUGUCGAAGGGCAUUUGCACAGCGGACGCGCUCUACGGCUUCCAUUUUCCGCCUUUCAUCUCCGUGAAGCAUUUGCAUAUGCACGGAAUAGCUCCACGUUCCCAAAUGCCAUUUUUCUCUCGGAUGGUGUUUAAACCUUCGACCGCUUGGUUUAAAACUACCCAGGAAGCUCUAGCUUAUUUACGGACGAAAAUAAUGUAGUUAUCCACCUGGAUUUUCACAUGCCCAAAGAAUUUUCUUUUAAAGAAAUAUAUUUUGUAUAUAAUAUACUUUAUUUUCGGUUUUUAUGAUAUGCACUUAAACUAAUUCUUAGAUAAGAUAAACACAUUUAUAUGAACAAAUAGCCGACACCUUAAUGCGAGGGUAGAUCGAAAAAUAUAUAGUUUUUCACAUAACGUUAAAGGAAGACAAAAGACAUAUAUAAUUAUAUAAUAAAAAUAAUUUUUUAAAUAAAUA
Molecule: messenger RNA, 806 nt
Organism: Drosophila mojavensis
Lineage: Eukaryota; Metazoa; Arthropoda; Insecta; Diptera; Drosophilidae
Product: histidine triad nucleotide-binding protein 3
Exons: 3
Coding region: 54-551 (165 amino acids)
Molecular function (GO): catalytic activity
Source: RefSeq, a predicted model, not a curated record